Messenger RNA from Lotus japonicus, 906 nucleotides. RefSeq lists its product as uncharacterized. The record is from RefSeq and is a predicted model, not a curated record. Bases 1 to 906 code for a protein of 301 amino acids. The transcript is spliced from 3 exons. Lineage: Eukaryota; Viridiplantae; Streptophyta; Magnoliopsida; Fabales; Fabaceae.
AUGUCUCCUUCCCCUAGUGACAGUAGAAUGAUGAAGUUUUCUACUGCUGAAUUGUUGAGUGCCUUUGUUCUUAGCAGCUCCAAGGCCUCUUCCUCUGCCCAUGCUGGAGAGAAAAGACAGAGCUCGCCGACUGACGAAGGUGCCCCAAAGAAGACCGAUCACCAGGGCGAGGCGACCGCCUCUGCUACAGCUCACCCCUUGCCGUCUGGUGAUCGCCCGAACUCUCCCACCAACGUUUUACCAACUCCUCCUUCUCCAAAGAAUGCCGAUGGGGGGAAGGAAACCUCGCCCGAUCGCCCAAAGGGCCCCUCUGGCGACUCAAACUCCGAUCCAUUUUCCUUCCUUCUCUCUCAUCCAUAUCUUGGGAAGUUGAGGGAAGUUCCUAGCCAGAACCCGCAAGAUGUGGCUCAGGAAGCUGUGUCGAACCUUCUUCGCGUGGGUUGCCUGUUUGCCCAGGUAGCUUGGCAAGCUCGCCCCCUAUCUGGCGCCGCUGAGCUUCGCCAGGAAGUGGAGACUCUGCGUGCCGCCAACCUUCGAUUCGAUGAAACUUGCUCCAACCUACGCCGCCAGCUAGCUUCUGAGGUGGAGAAAACGUCAAAGAUGCAAAAGAAACUUGCUGAGGCAAAACUGGCGCGGGCCGCGGCGAAUGAGAAAGAAGAGCAUCUAGAAGCCAAGAUUGACGAACUUAAGCAGUCCCUUGAAACUAAGGAUGCCGCCCUCGCUGCUCAAGAGAAAUAUCUUAUCAGCAAAGAAGAAGAGAUUGCCCAACUGCACAAGGAUUUAUCGGACAGGCGCAAGGCUCUCGCCGACGCUCGUUCUGAUCUUGAGUCAAAGUGCAAACUUCUGGCCGAUAACGAUGCUCAAACCAAAAUUUUGGAGGAGCAAAUGAAGAACGACGCAGCUUAG